This is a messenger RNA of Paramecium sonneborni, 244 nucleotides long. The record is from the annotation of a GenBank genome assembly. NCBI's taxonomy places the organism in Eukaryota, Ciliophora, Oligohymenophorea, Peniculida, Parameciidae.
AUUUCCUCAUAAUUAUUCCAAAGGAUGUUAGUAGGUAAUUGCAAUUGAGGACUUAUAGUUUAAUAAUCCGGUAUUAAUGGAAUUUGGCUCUAAGCCAAGUCUUUUUCCUGAAUUAUUGUCAGAAAAUUUAAAUAAUGAAAAAUUUUAAAGUUCGUCAGGGUUUUUAACAUAAAAAUGUUAUUCUAUUAAAUAAAUCUAUUAGAAAUUAUAUACAUCUAAAAAAUGAUAUAAAUGAAUUAAUGAA